GCGUAAAGGCGCGCGCUCUCACUCACUCCACCUGCCACACGCGCUCGCUGCGCACGAGGACUUUUCGUGCUGUACUGUACGCGUCACACUUUCACUCCAAACCUCCAGAGGAGAAAGAGAGGAGAAACACGGGACAUUUGUGGCUCAAAACAAGUUGGAAGGCGACUUUGAAAGAAGUCGGGUUUAUUUGUUUUUCCUGUUGGCGUGAAGUCUUGACGAAGUAGUUGGUGAAAGCAGUGAGUGAUUUAUUCGACUGCUCCUCAUGGACAGGCGCAUGCGCCGGAGAAAAGUGGAUUUAAAACACCUUCGGCUCUGUACUUCUCUGUUAAUGAAACUGACACCGUGAAGGGCCUCUUCUUGGCCUCGGACCCUCACAGCUGAUGGAAGUCUUGGAGGAGUAUGCUUACAAUGAAAGCUUCCUCAAAAAUGGAUUCAAUGGCCUCAACACUACAGAUGGAGGCAGAAGACAUCAGUACAAUUAUUAUGCCAUGCUACUCACACUGCUCAUUUUCGUCAUCGUCUUCGGAAACGUACUCGUGUGCAUGGCUGUGUCAAGAGAGAAAGCUCUACAGACCACUACUAACUACCUGAUCGUGAGCUUGGCUGUCGCUGACCUGCUGGUGGCGACUCUGGUUAUGCCUUGGGUGGUAUAUCUUGAGGUGGUGGGAGAAUGGAGGUUUAGCACAAUCCACUGUGACAUCUUUGUCACUCUUGAUGUUAUGAUGUGCACAGCAAGCAUCCUUAAUCUUUGUGCCAUUAGCAUUGAUAGGUAUACAGCAGUUGCCAUGCCAAUGUUGUAUAAUACACGCUACAGCUCCAAGAGGAGAGUCACAGUCAUGAUCUCAGUAGUGUGGAUCCUGUCCUUUGCCAUUUCAUGCCCCCUGCUGUUUGGACUCAAUAACACAGAGAGCCACAAUGAAGCCAUGUGUGUAAUCGCGAACCCUGCCUUUGUAGUCUACUCGUCUGUUGUGUCCUUCUAUGUACCCUUCAUCAUCACCCUGCUCGUAUACGUGCAGAUCUACGUAGUGCUGCGUAGACGGCGGAAACGUGUUAGCACAAAGCGCACGUACCCAAGCAGCAACAUGGACAUGGGUGCUUUGAAGAAAUGCACUCACCCUGAUGAUGUGAAGCUGUGCACGGUCGCUGUGAAGUCCAAUGGGAAUUUCCCUGUUAAUAACAAAAAUGUUUUCAUAAAGGAGGUGGCCAACAAUGAAAAUGAAAGCCAAAUGGAUGAAAUCACAAACCUUAAUCCUCCAAACCAGAGGACACUUCAGCAGACAGGUGAGAGUCAGCAUGGGCUUCUGCUUGGUUCGAACCACAGUGAAAUAGAUACAGCACCCUCCGCUCCUGAGCUCAAGCCAACAAGGAACGGAAAGACCUACGACGCCUCCAAAAUGGCUAAAGCAUUUGAGACUCAGGUGUCUCCCAGUGGCAAAAUGCAGACAUCAGUGAAGUCCAUUAGCAAGCGCAAAAUCUCUCAGCAGAAAGAGAAGAAAGCUACUCAGAUGUUGGCUAUUGUGCUCGGUGUGUUCAUUAUAUGCUGGCUGCCGUUCUUCAUCACACACAUAAUGAAUACGUACUGUCACGUCCCUGCAGAACUCUACACAGCUUUUACCUGGCUCGGUUACGUCAACAGCGCCGUGAACCCCAUCAUAUACACCACCUUCAAUAUUGAAUUCCGCAAGGCUUUUAUUAAGAUCCUGCACUGCUGAGAGUGGAAUUAUCCAUAAGUGAAGACAAACACAGCUCAUCCACAUGUGGCCUACAUAAAGCUCCUUCCUGAAGACUGUUUUAAAAGGGAGCUAAACUUGAAGGAGAUUACUGGGAAUGACACGGAUGUACAUAUGAAGUUGAAGAUGUAUUAUAAAAGCAAGCAAUUCUCCCAGUGUCAUCUCAUGCAACAGUAAGACAUUUCUGGAUAAUUCCUAAGGAGGUGUCAUUCAGUAUAAGCUUCACAGUAUUACUUUUGUUUAUUAAUUACACAAUAAAGGUAAAGUAAACAUCAUUUAGAUUAUAAUACUGCAGUCUUCAUAGUGGUGGUAACAUACAGCAGUGUAAUAUGCAGCAACAGUAAGAAGAUUUUAAUACACUAAUGCAAGUGUUGAUGCUCAGCUGACAACAAAUUACAUAUAUACAUGUGUGUAUAAAAGUAAUAUGCACAAGAACAAAAAGUGCUUUUUUUGAAAAUAAUAUUGAGGAAAUAUUGAUCCUCAUAAACAUGGUGGUGCUGUGCAUUUUGGUCUCAGCUAUCACUAUCAAGACGCAUUCAAUCGCUGUAGCUUGAUGAUUGAUGAUUUGGUCUUUAGGGUCAAACUGAUCCCAUGAGAAAUUUGUACUAAGUGCAAUUUGGUUGGAGUUUGUUAAAUUUCAUAUGAACGAAAUCAUAAGAAAAGGUACAAAUGGUAACCAUAACUCAAACUUUGGUGAAUGGAGUGUGAGAGGAAAACACCACUCAAGAUCAUUAAACCAGUUUGCAAAAAUUUUGUCACAAAAUGACUGUGCAAUUAUAAU
Molecule: messenger RNA, 2511 nt
Organism: Pangasianodon hypophthalmus (striped catfish)
Lineage: Eukaryota; Metazoa; Chordata; Actinopteri; Siluriformes; Pangasiidae
Gene: drd2a
Product: dopamine receptor D2a
Exons: 8
Coding region: 381-1712 (443 amino acids)
Biological process (GO): adenylate cyclase-activating adrenergic receptor signaling pathway; adenylate cyclase-inhibiting dopamine receptor signaling pathway
Cellular component (GO): glutamatergic synapse; presynaptic membrane
Molecular function (GO): dopamine neurotransmitter receptor activity, coupled via Gi/Go; G protein-coupled receptor activity
Source: RefSeq, a predicted model, not a curated record